UUGUCGCCCGACUGUGUGUAUGCGGCGAUAGUGAUGGCGUCCUCCGCAGCUCGGUGUGCAGCACGCUGGGUGUCAGUCACUGUGUCCUCUAAUGUCCGGACUUAUAGCACUUUUGCCUUCAGGCCUAAUGGAGCUUUGGCAAAAUUCGGCGGCGGCGUGUUUUGGUCGACGGGCAGCAGAGUUGGAGAAGGAACGGAAAAAGUGGUGACAUUGACAGGCCUGUUAGGAGGAAAUCCUCAUCAUGUCCUGCCGAAGCUGUCCUUCCACAUCAGUGCUGCCAGAAAUAAACAGGACUUUUACCAGAUUCUCGGGGUACCGCGCACAGCAUCCCAAAAAGAAAUCAAGAAAGCCUAUUACCAAAUGGCAAAGAAAUAUCAUCCAGAUACAAACAAAGAUGACCCACAGGCCAAAGAGAAAUUUGCACAGCUGGCUGAAGCCUAUGAGGUGCUCGGUGAUGAGAUGAAGAGGAAGCAGUAUGAUACGUACGGCUCAGCUGGCUUUGAGGCAGGCAGAGCCGGAGCUAGUGCGGGUCAGCAUCAGUACUGGAACAGUGGCACCAGAGUGGACCCUGAGGAACUCUUUCGCAAGAUAUUUGGGGAAUUUUCUGGAGCUCGAGGUUUUGGGGACUUCAGUGGCAUCUUUGAUCAGCCUCAGGAGUACGUGAUGGAGCUGACUUUUGCACAAGCUGCCAAAGGUGUGAAUAAGGAAAUCACAGUGAACAUUGAUGCCACCUGUCAGCGCUGUGAUGGGAAAGGCCAUGAGCCAGGCUCUAAGAUCCAGCACUGCCACCACUGCAAUGGCACAGGAAUGGAGACUGUGAACACAGGACCAUUUGUUAUGCGCUCUACCUGUCGGCGGUGUGGUGGCCGAGGCUCAGUGAUCACCUCUCCCUGUGUAGCAUGUAAAGGAACGGGUCAGAGCAAGCAGAGACGCACCGUCAUGGUUCCUGUUCCUGCCGGUAUUGAAGAUGGGCAGACGGUCAGGAUGCCUGUGGGAAAUAAAGAGAUCUUUAUCACAUUCAGGGUCCAGAAGAGUCCUGUUUUCAGGCGAGAUGGAGCAGAUAUCCACUCAGACGUUCAGGUUUCGGUGGCUCAGGCCAUCCUGGGUGGCACAGUGCGAGCACAAGGACUCCACGAGACAGUCAAUCUUUCAGUCCCUGCUGGCGUCCAGCCCGAUCAGAAGAUCAGGCUUUCUGGAAAGGGAAUCCCACGUGUCAGUGGCUAUGGUUAUGGAGAUCAUUACAUCCACAUCAAGAUUAAAGUCCCCAAGAUGCUAACUGAUAGACAGCGUGCCCUCAUUAUGAGCUACGCAGAAGAUGAGGCAGAUGUGGAAGGAACUGUAAAUGGAGUGACUGCAACCACUACAGGUAAAAGAUCUACAGGAAACUGAGAGAGCAGUGAGGGUGAUGAGGACACAGGGCAGCUGCUAUGACCAACUGCUGGACACUAGAGAAGAGAAGCAAGAGUGUGAGAUCUCUCACUUGUCAAGCAGACGGCCCUCAUGUCUGCAUCCACCAGUUCCUUACAGGCCUUAUGACCCUGCUGAUCCACACUGAAGGUGAUCUCGCUAGCUUCGUGUGCAGUGUGGUCUAGUCUGUGGAAGGCAUUCAGAGAGCUCAACAAACGCACAGAAACUUCUGACUUGCAUCAGAACAAAUGAAUUUUAUGUUGCAACGUUUUUUUGUCAAAGGUUGUAUACACUGUUCUUAAAUCAUGUACAAUUCCCCCAUGUUCCAUAAACUGUGCUUUAAGCCUGUAUGCCAGUUAGGUGUGAGUUUUUCAGACAAGUUCUGAGAUUUCUCUCUGCACAGAUGAGGUGAGUGCUCAAUGAUCUUCACAACUUACAGGACACAGUGUGUUACAGUAACCGCUGCUCUGCCUCAUUAGCUGGUUUUAUUUAAAUGUUGAACAUGUCACUCUUUAAACAGAAGUCAUAACAUUUUAUGAUCACGCAUUCAAUUAAAGGGGACAUGUAACAAACAGGAACGUCACAAGUCACAUGUGUUGGAAAAGUCUUUAUUAGUCUACAAGAUUAAUCACAUAGUGGGAAGGUACAAAGGAUACAUAAUGUGCAGACAGACAGAGCUAUCAGCAAAAACAGUUACUAAUCCUAAGCUAAUUGUACUGUUAAGCUGUUCCACUAUAGUAUAGUCCCCAGUUAAAGCUGCAAUACAUAACUGAAUGAAUGAAUAAAGCCAUUUGAUGUGGACUCUCAUUUUGCUUUUACAAACUCUGUGUAUUCAACUUUAUCACUGUUUAAUUUUCUGUUUGUCAGCAGCAUUUGUCAAAAUACACAUCAACCUUUAUGUAACAUUUAUGUGCAUUUCUUCUAACACCAGCUUCUUUGCAAAGCCUUUUCUGAAAAAUCGAACUUCAGCAUAUGCAGCCUGCUAUUGUAAUGAAUUCGGUGAACAUGACUAGAAUUCCAGUGUAGUCUCUGCUAUAAAAAAAAAAAAAAUCCAA
Messenger RNA from Hemibagrus wyckioides, 2462 nucleotides. It is a transcript of the gene dnaja3a, whose product is annotated as DnaJ heat shock protein family (Hsp40) member A3a. Bases 34 to 1389 code for a protein of 451 amino acids. Gene Ontology annotation, cellular component: mitochondrion. Gene Ontology annotation, molecular function: protein kinase binding; heat shock protein binding; ATP binding. Lineage: Eukaryota; Metazoa; Chordata; Actinopteri; Siluriformes; Bagridae. The transcript has 11 exons. The record is from RefSeq and is a predicted model, not a curated record. Gene Ontology annotation, biological process: protein folding; mitochondrion organization; response to heat.